Penicillium argentinense is the source of this 3060-nucleotide messenger RNA. RefSeq names its product FAR11/STRIP family protein. Lineage: Eukaryota; Fungi; Ascomycota; Eurotiomycetes; Eurotiales; Aspergillaceae. Gene Ontology annotation, cellular component: cytosol. The transcript has 5 exons. The record is from RefSeq and is a predicted model, not a curated record. Gene Ontology annotation, biological process: cytoskeleton organization. Bases 1 to 3060 code for a protein of 1019 amino acids.
AUGGACAUCCCGCCAGCAGCUGCUGAUGCGGCUGAUGCUGCCAUGCCCGAGCAUCAUAUCGUGAAAGCCGACGAGGUGGAUCAGACGGGAACGGAUAUUUCACCCGUAUCCGAUGAUCAAUUGAUGGAGGAAGUGGCUGAGGGUCUGCGACAAGAGCAGGCCGAGCAAGCUGCUCCGAAUAAACAAACGACCAAACCCGAACAGAUUCCCAAGCGACCCGCAAUGCAUCGAGAGAAUUCCGCACCUCCCCCGCCUCUGCAACCACCUCCCCCAGCUCCCGUCCAGCAAAAUGCUAAUCGCCCUGCGGACUCCCUCAGUCUCGCCCAGCUGCGACAGCUCAUGCAAGAAAUGCCCAAGGUAGAACAGCCCGCAUAUGCAUUCGAGUAUGCCGAUGCACAGUCGUUCUCGGAUGAGAUUGAAGAAUGGUUCCAAUACAAUGAGUUUGAUCGCGUGAUGCUCCUCGGCAUGAAGGCCACUUUCGACCGCCAGUGGAACGACUUUCGUUCGAAGCAUGCCUCGGAGGCCCCUGGACUAUUGUGGGUAGAUGCUCCGGAGGAUUCACGUCGAACUUUCAUCCAGCAAUCUCUCGAGAGGACUACGCAUCUCGAUGUAAGCGUGCGUCUGGAGGCUCUGGAGAACAUCUGCUACGCCGUGACAGGCGUCUGGGGAUCUACCGCGGGACGAGUUGCACCGGAUUUCUCUCCCAGUGCGGACCCCAAAACGGCAACCGAGACUCCCCGAACCAAAUCUCUUCAGAUUUCCUGGAUUGAACGGAACGUCUCUCUCCUUCAGGAGUGCUCUGGAAUUCAGCUCCUAGUCAAGAGACUGAACGAAAUCUUUGACAAGAAUCGUGCUUCUUUCGGCCCUGAUCCAGAUGGGCUUGAAUUCGAACGGCUCAGUGUGGGUGAUAUCGCGGCACCAGAACGUGAAGCCAAUCUGCUCCUCACUUCGCUGUACUUUGCCGUUGAAGUUGGCCGUAGACAAGAGGCCCAAGACUUCCAGAAAACUUCGAUCCGCGACUCGCUGGCUGACUCAAAGCCCUGCCUGCUGGUAACUAUCGUGGAGAUCAUUGCUCGUCUGCGAUGGGACGAGUCAGCAAAUAUCCCACUCACCAGAAUCAUUCUUCUGCUGUGGAAGACCUUGCUUCUUGUUUUCGGUGGCAGUGAUGAACUGAAAAGAGCCAAAGAAGUUCUGGAGCCAAAGAUGGCCACUGAAGUCGACCCUAACCGUCGGACGCCCUUCUUGACCGCGUCUCCUCUGGAGUACCAUGCCUUCCGCCAGGAGAUUACCUCAAAAUAUCCCGCCUAUAAACCGCCUCCCUCCAUUCUUCCUCUCGAGUUCGACUGCAACUCAAUUCUUCCGCCUCUCCCUCGGCACACUCACAGGACAAAUGCCGCGGGUAGUCUUUUCGGCGGGGUUGGCCCGUCUGUUGCUAGUAACAAUGGCUCCAUUCUGCAACAGUCUGUCCAUAUUGCGACCCCAGCCCCAUCUCCACCCCCUUCGCCUAUCGGUCCCGGUGGGAAGGCCGGAAAAAAGCAGAACUAUCAGACCAACCAAAACUUCCCGCUCAUGUACCCCCCGCUCGACGAAUCGAGUAAUUUGAUCGGAGGCAAGGGUUCCACCGCACUCCAGGAUAAAUUGGUUGGAAGGAAAUGGGAAGGCAGUGAUGUUCCUGCGUCAAUCGUCGAGGCUGGUACGCUUUUCUCGACCCAUGUGAAGAUGACUCGAGCUAUUCAGCAAAUGUGGGACGAGCGUCAGAACUUCAUGAAAUACGAUCGCGGCUGGGACUAUGAGCCGCCGAAAAAGCCCUUCAGAGAAGAGGUGGAUGAUCCUAACAUUCAGCGACGGCUUGAUGCCGUGGAAGGCUUCUACACUCACACCCUUGCCCACCUCCAAUCCAUUACCAUCGUUUUCCUCAAGAUUAUUCUCACCAACGUUAGCGCCGUUGUUAAUCAGGCGAACUGUUCAAGCGCACAGAGCAUGGCCACUAGCCAAGGUUUCAACGGAGCCGGAUCGUUUGUCCCUGAACUGUCCAUCGAUGAACUCGACAAUGUCCGCCUCCGAGAGAUCACUGGAAAAGCCGUUUCUGGAACUUUACUUCUCUUGCUGAAAUGGUUCAAGCGUUCGCACAUCUUGAAGUUUGAAUACAUGACACAGCUUUUGCUCGAUUCGAAUUAUCUUCCUCUGAUCUUGAAAAUGUUCGCUCACCAGGACAUCGAUCAGGCGGUCGCGCAGAAGAAUGACCGCGAGGACCUAGCAUUCUUCCACUUUUGUGCUCAGAACUCCGACCAGCCUGUUGAGGCUGGAGACACCACCGAUGGAGAUACUGAAAGCGAGGAUGAGGCCGCCCCGCCUCCAAUUUCUCGCCACCGCCCGAACCCGGCUGGCGCCAGCUCGGCGCUAUCACCCGAGGAAUCCAUCGCGGAUGUCCUCGAUGGACCGGCACGCCCCGAGGUUGACGAGCUAGGCUAUCCUACCGCUCCGCUCCCGAAGGAGCCGAUUGCUGUCUUCUCCUUCCGCAACUUCUUUUCUGCCAUCAACUACCUGCACAUCAUGCAGAAAAUCACCCGAAACAAACCGCAUCGCUGCCUUCUCCUUGUGCAGUACAAGUCAAGUACCAUCCUGCGCAAGGGCCUUAAGAUCCCGGAUCCUGAUCUCCGCUUCUACACCCUGAAGCUCUUCAAAUCGCAGGUACCCUACUGCGGCCGCAAGUGGCGACAGAGCAACAUGCGCGUUAUCACUGCAAUCUACCUUUACUGCAGACCUAAGCUUCGUGACGAUUGGCUGGCCGGCUCCGACGUUGAUGCUGAGGUUGAAGACGCACUGCCGAUGGAACAAGCUCUUCGAGGACUGACGCACUGGUGGCACUUGCGCCAGUACAAGGAUGUGAUGGGUGGCUCGGAGGCUUCUAUGAUGGAGGACGAACGCGACUUUUUCGUUCGCGAACUCGAGUCCAUGGAAUGGGUGACUGAAAACAUGGCCGAGGAAGGCGAUGUCGGAAACCACCCGACCAACGGGACCGAGUGGGAUGGAGGUCUGCAGAUGGAUGGCUGGACUUAA